ACCACCACCAGAUGACUGUCAGUGCGCAUUUCCAAUUGGCAGGAGGGAGAGUAAACCGAGGAGACCGAUCGGGGAAGAGUGUGUAUGAGAGAGAGGGAGAGAAGCGGGAGUGAGUGUGUUAUAGAGGGAACAGAGUGAGAGACUCCAGCGGAGGGGCGAGAGGUAACUUCACCGAGGUUAUCACUGCGCACUGUCGAGGAGGAGUGAUCGCUUUUUUUUCGCGCAGCAUGUUGAAGCAGGUUACAAAGUGGACUCUGGAUGAACCUUCUGAUUGAAACGCCCGAUUCUCUAAUGGACUGCUGGAGAGCACAGUGAGGCGAGAGCUGUGCCACAGUGGCAAGGAACGGAGACUGGGAAAGAAGCUGAUGCAGAGGGGAAAGUUACCAACUGUGGAGAUGUAUUGCUAACUGCGAGUUUACUGACUGCUCGGACCAUUCUGAGUCGUUUCUUUAAACUGGAUGCUAUUGUAGACGAAUCUCCGGUGAUCCCGAGCCCGGUGCCGCGGUGGACCAUAACCAGCUCAGUCGCAUAGACGGAGCGAGACUCUUUCCAUAGAAUACAAUCAGCGGCAAGAGCAACUAAAAUGUCUUCGUUAUACCUCAUCUUUUGCGUGAUGGUCACAGCAGCCACCCAAGCAGCCUACUUCUCCCAGCAGCCCCAGGACCAGGUGGUUGUAUCCGGUCAGUCGGUGACCUUGCCUUGUGUCAUCGUGGGUUACCGUGGAAUGGUACAGUGGACCAAAGAUGGCCUGGCACUGGGAGGAGAGAGAGAUCUACCAGGCUGGACACGCUAUUCCUUAAUGGGCGACCCGCUAUCAGGCGAGCACAGCUUGCAGAUCGAUUCAGCAGAGUUGGCGGAUGACGCGGUGUAUGAGUGUCAGGCUACACAGGCAGCGCUUCGCUCCCACCGUGCCAAGCUCACUGUACUAGUUCCUCCCUCUGACCCUGUGGUGGAAGGCGGCCCCGUUGUACGUCUCAAGGCCCACACACUGCACAACCUCACCUGCAGAGCCUCGGGAGCCAAACCUGCUGCUGAAAUCACCUGGUACAGAGAUGGAGAAGUCAUGGAAACUGCAAUUUAUUCCAAGUCCCUAAUGGAGGAUAGGAAGAGGGAAACAGCUGUCAGUAUGCUUCCAAUCAUUCCAGAGGACAGUGACUCCGGACGCACCUACACCUGCAGGGUUGUUAACCCAGCUGCCCCUGCUGGACGACAGACAUCAGUCACUAUCAAUGUCCAGCACCCCCCUUCAGUGACUCUGUCAGUCCAGCCUCAGACUGUAACAGAGGGAGCCAAGGUUCUCUUCAUCUGCUCUGCCUCAGCCAAUCCUGAAAUCACUGGAUACAGGUGGUCGAAAGGAGGAGUCCCCAUCUCCGAAGCAAAUGGGGAUAGCCUUGAGGUGACAGUGGACUACUCCUACUUCACAGACCCCGUCUCCUGUGAGGUGUCCAACUCUGUGGGCAGCACCAAUGUCAGCACUCUGGUUGAUGUCCAGUUUGGCCCCAGACUGCUGUCGGAGCCGAAGCCCAUGACAGUGGAUACAGGCAUGGAUGCAGCCUUCACUUGUGCGUGGACUGGAAACCCUCCUCUGACCCUGGCUUGGACCAAGCAAGGCUCCAGUGUGGUGCUCAGUAAUGGUAACACCUUGCAGCUGAAGGCUGUUACUCAGGAGGAUGCUGGCACAUACACCUGCAAGGCCAUUGUACCCCGUAUUGGAGUUGCAGAAAGAGAUGUCACUCUAACUGUAAAUGGUCCACCUAUCAUCACAGCAGAGGCCACACAGCACGCUGUCAAACACUCCAAGGGCAAGCUGGAGUGCCGGGUGGGAAGCAGCCCCCCACCUGAUAAGAUUGUGUGGACCUUUGGGGACAUGAGCCUGUCCUCCGGCUCCUCCGGUCGUUACUCAGUGCAGACAGUAACCAGUGACCACGGAGUCGUGUCGUCUCUGGUGCUAUCUGAGACUCUUUCACAAGAUUUCCAGCUGCGCUACAACUGCACUGCUUGGAACCGCUUCGGCACAGGCACUGCCCUGGUCACGCUGAAGGAGCAAGAAGCACUGCCGAUGUUGAUAAUUGUAGGUGGGGCAGUAGGUGGCGGCUGUGUCCUGCUCAUCUGUGUCAUCACUCUGGUCUCCCUCUGCUGCAGGCACACAGGCAAAGGUGAGCUCAACGGCAAAAGAUGCACUCGUCUUUCCAAGAGUGACAUCAGAGUUCAGAUUGUUCACAGCGAUCACAAUGCUACACGCGGCAACGACGACGAGGAAGAUGUCAAAGAACCCAUGGCUCCAAACAGCAGCGAGUCUCCCGGGACAUCGCGCACAGAACACAGCGACCUCCUGGAAGAGGAGGAGGACGAAAGAUCGGACAUCAAGGAUCCUACCAAUGGUUACUACAAUGUUCGUGGCCACGACGACCGUCAUAUUCGCGGCAGCGGAUUUUCUGAAUACGUGCCCAAUUCUCGGCCGGUCUACACUCCAUCGCAGCUGCCCUCCCCCAGCCCCGUGUACGGUCAGCACGGCACCCAACCCCGUGCCUAUGACUUCUCCCACCGAUACGCAACCACCACAGUGAGCAGAACCUCAUACGAACAGCAGCAAGCUGCCCAGCAGCAGCCUGCCCAGCAGGGGGGAGUUUAUCCCACUGACCCCCUCUACAGUGGCACUGCUUACCUACCUGCUACUUAUGGCCACGCCUUCACCAGUUAUGUUAAGCCUGCUUCCUAUGAGAAGGUGGAUGCGUACGACCAAUCAGAUCAGGCCAGCAAGGUCUCGAGCUCAUCUCGCUUCUCUUACGCCUCGUCACAAGUGUCCUCCCAGCAGUCCGACUAUGGCCGGCCCUCGCAACGUAUGCAGACUCAUGUCUGAUAGGGCCAAAAAAAAAAAAAAGAGUAAAGAAGCAGUGAGUA
Messenger RNA from Pundamilia nyererei, 2901 nucleotides. It is a transcript of the gene kirrel2, whose product is annotated as kirre like nephrin family adhesion molecule 3, like. Gene Ontology annotation, molecular function: cell adhesion molecule binding. The record is from RefSeq and is a predicted model, not a curated record. The transcript has 15 exons. Gene Ontology annotation, biological process: cell-cell adhesion. Gene Ontology annotation, cellular component: plasma membrane; cell-cell junction. The coding region runs from base 584 to 2860 and encodes 758 amino acids. NCBI's taxonomy places the organism in Eukaryota, Metazoa, Chordata, Actinopteri, Cichliformes, Cichlidae.